UCACGGAACUGUCUUGUUUCUGGUCGAAUACCUUCAACACGUUGUGCGUGCAAGUUUACACUUUUUCCAGUUAUAUUAUCUGUUUCUUCAACAAGGAUUUAAUUCUCAGAAUGCCACCUAAGAAGGUAGAAGAACCGGAACGGAAGCCGCUAAUUGGUCGAGUAGGAACCAACCUUAAAGUUGGAAUUGUUGGUAUUCCAAAUGUCGGAAAGUCAACUUUCUUCAACGUUCUUACGAAGAGUCAAGCUGCUGCAGAGAACUUCCCUUUUUGCACCAUCGAUCCUAAUGAAAGUCGAGUACCAGUACCGGACCCGAGGUAUGACUACCUGUGUGAGUACUUCAAGCCUGCCAGUAAGGUGCCUGCAUUUUUGAAUGUGGUGGAUAUCGCUGGGUUAGUAAAAGGAGCUGCUGAAGGUCAGGGUUUGGGAAACGCUUUUCUUUCCCAUAUUAGUGCCUGCGAUGGCAUCUUUCAUUUGUGCCGAGCUUUUGAAGACGACGAUGUAACGCAUAUCGAAGGAGACGUCAAUCCUGUUAGAGACUUGGAGAUAAUCAGUGAGGAGUUACGAUUGAAAGACAUUGAGUUCCUGAAUGUCCACUUAGAGAAAUUGGAAAAGCUGGUAGUACGAGGCAAUGAUAAGAAACUCAAGCCUGAAUACGAGACUCUUCUCAAAGUCAAAACAAUUCUUGUUGAUGAUAAGAACCAUAUUCGAUUCGCCGACUGGAGUUUAAACGAUAUUGAGGUGCUGAAUAAAUAUCUUUUCCUGACGUCAAAGCCAGUAAUUUACCUAGUGAACCUAUCGGAAAAAGAUUACAUUCGAAAGAAGAACAAGUGGUUAAUCAAGAUCAAAGAAUGGGUUGAUAAAAAUGAUCCUGGUGCAUCUCUGAUUCCCUUCAGCGGAGCCUUCGAGAACAAAGUGAUUGACAUGGACGAGGCUGAGCGAGAAAAAUAUUACGAGGAAAGUAAAGUCACUAGUGCACUAGAUAAAAUUAUAGUUCAGGGAUACAAAGCACUGCAGUUGCAGUAUUUCUUUACAGCAGGUCAUGAUGAAGUUAAAGCUUGGACCAUUCAGAAAGGAACUAAAGCACCUCAAGCUGCGGGUAAAAUUCACACAGACUUUGAGAAAGGCUUCAUCAUGGCUGAAGUAAUGAAAUUCGAUGACUUCAAAAGUGAAGGCACCGAAUCGGCUGUUAAGGCUGCCGGAAAGUACAGACAACAGGGUCGAAAUUACGUAGUAGAUGAUGGCGACAUCAUCUUUUUCAAAUUCAAUGCUGGUGCUGGUUUGAAGGAUCCGAAGAAAAAGUGAUGGCAGGUGUAUUUCUUGCCACUGCUGAUUUACUUGUACGCCAACAUGAUCUUGCUCUCCUGCUGUACUCGAUGUCCCGGACUUUUCCGUACAAUCUCGUCUAUUAAAUCGUCAUCGUCAUCAUCAUCAUCAUCGGAAAAACUAUUCACUUGAUUAGUGACUCAUUUUUUUUUAAAGAAAGACGAAAAUUCCCUAGUCUAGCGCAAAAUACUCCUUCGCAUCCCAGGCUGUCGUGAGUGUACAUAUAUAAUUGAAUAUAGAUAUUAACCUCUUUCCUUUUUAUAAUUCGGUGCAAUGCUUGCUGGCGAAAGUGUAUAAUUCGAAUGAGACAUAGAGAAAGGGAGAGAAAAGGUGGGUGGGUUGCUUUAUUAAGAACCCGAAGCAUUUCUUUAUAUUCUUCUGUAUUUAUUUUACAAUGUGUUGAAUAUAGAUUCUCUGAAAACAUAAA
Molecule: messenger RNA, 1752 nt
Organism: Belonocnema kinseyi
Lineage: Eukaryota; Metazoa; Arthropoda; Insecta; Hymenoptera; Cynipidae
Product: obg-like ATPase 1
Exons: 11
Coding region: 111-1304 (397 amino acids)
Cellular component (GO): cytoplasm
Molecular function (GO): ATP binding; GTP binding; ATP hydrolysis activity
Source: RefSeq, a predicted model, not a curated record